Messenger RNA from Salvia splendens (bonfire salvia), 666 nucleotides. Its product is annotated as secreted RxLR effector protein 161-like. The coding region runs from base 1 to 666 and encodes 221 amino acids. The transcript has a single exon. The record is from RefSeq and is a predicted model, not a curated record. Lineage: Eukaryota; Viridiplantae; Streptophyta; Magnoliopsida; Lamiales; Lamiaceae.
AUGAAGAAAGUUCUCUAUGCUAAUGCUAUUGGGUCAGUGAUGUAUUUGAUAUUAAGUACUAGGCCUGAUAUUGCUUAUGUUGUGUCUUGCCUAAGUAGGUAUAUGUCAAAUCCUGGUCCUGUUCACUGGGAAGCUUUGAAAUGGCUUCUGAGAUACUUGAAACUUACUGCUAAGUAUGAGUUGUGUUAUUCUAAAUGUGAUGAAGGUGUUUCACUAACUGAUUUUGUGGAUUCCAGCUAUGCUAAUGACAGAACUACUACUUCCUAUGUGUUUACAGUUUGCAGGUCCUGCAUUAGUUGGAAAUCUCAGUUGCAGCACAUAGUGGCUUUGUCCACAAUUGAGUCAAAAUAUAUUACCAUUACAGAGGCAAUGGAGGAAGCUAUAUGGUUAAAUGGAGUGCUCUCUGAACUUAAGUUUGUGAAGGCAUCUCCUACUGUGUUUUCUGAUUCUCAGUCUGCUAUUCAGUUGUGUAAAAAUCCUGUUUUUCAUGAUAGGACAAAGCACAUUGAUAAGAGGUUUCAUUACAUUAGAGAUAUUGUUGAAAAUGAUGAAGUUUUUCUACUUAAAGUGCAUACUGAUAGAAAUCCCGCUGACAUGGGAACUAAGCUCUUAACAUUAGAAAAACUACUUUUUUGCAUUAAGUAUUUGCAUUUUGACCUAGGAUAG